This is a messenger RNA of Yamadazyma tenuis ATCC 10573, 2098 nucleotides long. NCBI's taxonomy places the organism in Eukaryota, Fungi, Ascomycota, Pichiomycetes, Serinales, Debaryomycetaceae. The record is from RefSeq and is a predicted model, not a curated record.
GAAACCUUUAAAGCUGAAUAGCAUUGGACAAUGAAUUGGGUAGCCUUGAGGAGAGGAAAUUUCCCUCUAACAAGAAAUCUUCAUAACAGUGCUAUCUCCUUUGCUAAAGCAAAUGUAAAGAAAAAGCCUUUAGGAGGAAAAACCAAGGCCAAGCAAGGUUUCAAAACCAAAAAUGCCAGUGACUCCAAGGUGAAGAAGAGUGGUACCACCCAUUUAGUAUUCAAAGAUGCCGUAAGAAGAUUAGGAUACGAAAAAUAUGCCCCAGUGUUCACUGCCAAUGAGUUGGCUCACAAAGAUCUUGAUACUCGGGUCGGAGAAAUCGUCAAGUAUAAAAGAAGUACCGAGUCUAAAUUAAGGCUACUUGGUUCAUUCAAGAAAUACCAACAUCAUGAACUUUUCAGAAAUCCGGUGCUGCUUAUAAGUGAAAACUUGAUACAAAUCAACAACAGGUUUGUCGAAAAAUUCGACGAUGGUUCCGCCAACAACCGUACCAUUUUAAUGGGAGACUAUAAAGUUGGUAAGUCGACAUUAAUAUCCCAAACUCAGAGUUUGGUGGACGAUAAAUAUAAUGGAGAAGUGGUACUUUUACAUUUCGAUUAUCCCGAAAGAACCAAAGAAGGUACAAGUGACUACUUGUUCAAUAAAAGAAGAGAAAUCUACCAACAACCAAUGUUCACAAAACGGUGGAUCAUGAAGACUAGACAAGCCAACAAAGAUAUAUUCCUGAAGAUGUUGUUAUCCAAGGAUGUCACGUUUGUCACCAGGAAAGUCGAGUUCAAAUAUGAAGCUGGAAAGAAUACUUUGUAUGAGUAUUUGAAGAACUGUCAUGAUUUUGGUAAGACCGAGAGUAAUAAUGCUUUUGAGUUUUUUAUUUCUGAAUUGAAGCACCACUCAGCUACUUAUCCAGUGUUGUUAAGUAUUGAUAACUUCAAUGCCUUGACUACUUCUCCUUUCACCAAAUACAAACAUCCGGAUUUCAAGCCUAUUCACUUCAAAGAGUUUGAAGUUGGCAAGUUUUUCUUGGAUUAUGCCAGUGGAAGUGAAAAUUUUACCAAAGGAGGAGUCUUAUUAGGUGAAUCUUGUGAUAGUGGUAAACACGAUAACUUAUCUAUAGCAUUGGGAUUGACUGCUUAUGAUCCUUAUCGUGCAAGCAGCUUGGAUACCAACUUGAUUGAAAGGUUAAUGAGCAAUGGUGGUAUCAGUGUGUUCGAUGUUCAACAAUUACCCAAAUCUCAAAUUAGAUCCUUAUGUGAAUUCUACCACGAAAAUGGUGUGUUAUUCAUGAGAGAUUACAUUUACAAAGAUGAUGAUCGUGAAGUUGACUUGAGCUUGGAACAGAUAGCCGAUUUAAACUACACCAAAUCAGGAGGAAACCCAGGUCUCUUAUUGAAGCAUGUAACCAUGAGCUUUUAGAACGAUUUUGUAAAGAAAAACUUGUAUAUAAUUAGUAAUUAACUUCUUUUUCAUUAUCUAUACACUUCGUGGCUCUUGAAAAGUUGAUCUAUGUAAAUAAUGUGUCCUCUUCUCUUAAGUACUCUCCAAUAUCAGAUUGUCUGAAUGCAACAAUUCCAGUAGGCACCAAGUUUCUGGUUUCAGCAGUUGAUUUAGCACUAACCCCAAAACCUAAAGGAAUGUCGUGCAUCGAAAAUACAACUACUCCAGCAUGUUCUGGUAUGUCUUCGGACAUUCUUCCUAUGUGAGCCUUCAAGAUAUGGUUUCCAUAUAAAAAUGGCAUUUCACCAUUGGGUUUUAUCCACACUUUGUACUUGGCAUAUUGGGCCAAAUAUGAUAAACUGGUGAUAUGUAACUUAAACUUUCCAGUCUUUGUGAACUUUCCGAAACACACUCCGAGAGACAUAAGCUGCUUUCUCGAAACGGAUGUAGCAAAGUUAGCUAUUUGUUCAGAUACAUAGUAGACUCUGUCUUUUUGAAGUCUGAACACAUGAGGAGCAGUUGGAUUAUCCACUAAAAAAGAGAUGUUUCUUCCAAUAUAGUUUGCAAGCUUCUCAAAAACCACCUUGGUCUCUUCCUCUGUUAAAGGUCUCAUUGGUGAUCUAUGUUUAUUGGAGUUUUAUAUGGUUGAUGCAAUAUAUUCAAU